Lagenorhynchus albirostris (white-beaked dolphin) is the source of this 2326-nucleotide messenger RNA. RefSeq names its product mucin 1, cell surface associated (gene MUC1). The transcript has 7 exons. Bases 47 to 2056 code for a protein of 669 amino acids. The record is from RefSeq and is a predicted model, not a curated record. Gene Ontology annotation, cellular component: apical plasma membrane. NCBI's taxonomy places the organism in Eukaryota, Metazoa, Chordata, Mammalia, Artiodactyla, Delphinidae.
CCUGCCUGAGUCUGUUCUGCCCCCUCCCCACCACUUGGCCACCACCAUGACACCGGACAUCCAGGCCCCUUUCUUCUUCCUGCUGCUGCUAUUCCUUACAGUCUCUGCUACAACCAAAAGCACAAGUCCACAGUCUUUGAGUGACCAAAGCUCUGCCUCAACCUCUGCUGCCCCCACCAGCCCUGCCUCAGGCUCAACUGCCCCUCCGACCCACGGUGGUACCUCACCCCGGGCCACCAGUGGCGACUCACCUCCGACCACCAGCCCUGCCUCAGGCUCGGCUGCCCCCACCAGCCCUGCCUCAGGCUCGACUGCCCCCACCAGCCCUGCCUCAGGCUCGACUGCCCCCACCAGCCCUGCCUCAACCUCUGCUGCCCCUCCGAUCCCCAGUGGUACCUCACCCCGGGCCACCAGUGGCGACUCACCUCCGACCACCAGCCCUGCCUCAGGCUCGGCUGCCCCCACCAGCCCUGCCUCAGGCUCGGCUGCCCCCACCAGCCCUGCCUCAGGCUCGACUGCCCCCACCAGCCCUGCCUCAACCUCUGCUGCCCCUCCGAUCCCCAGUGGUACCUCACCCCGGGCCACCAGUGGCGACUCACCUCCGACCACCAGCCCUGCCUCAGGCUCGGCUGCCCCCACCAGCCCUGCCUCAACUUCUGCUGCCCCCACCAGCCCUGCCUCAACCUCUGCUGCCCCUCCGAUCCCCAGUGGUACCUCACCCCGGGCCACCAGUGGCGACUCACCUCCGACCACCAGCCCUGCCUCAGGCUCGGCUGCCCCCACCAGCCCUGCCUCAGGCUCGACUGCCCCCACCAGCCCUGCCUCAACCUCUGCUGCCCCUCCGAUCCCCAGUGGUACCUCACCCCGGGCCACCAGUGGCGACUCACCUCCGACCACCAGCCCUGCCUCAGGCUCGGCUGCCCCCACCAGCUCUGCCUCAACCUCUGCUGCCCCCACCAGCCCUGCCUCAGGCUCAACUGACCCUCCGAUCCCCAGUGGUACCUCACCCCGGGCCACCAGUGGUGCCUCACCUCUGACCACCAGCCCUGCCUCAGGCUCUGCUGCCCCCACCAGCCCUGCCUCAGGCUCGGCUGCCCCCACCAGCCCUGCCUCAGGCUCGACUGCCCCUCCGACCCACACUGGUACCUCACCCCGGGCCACCAGUGGCAACUCACCUCCGACCACCAGCCCUGCCUCAAGUUCAGUUGUCAUUACAGCACAUGAGGGCACCUCUUCCAAGAUUACCAUGACCCAAGCCAGCAAGGGCACUCCAUCCUCAGUUCCCAGCUCUUAUACUCCCACCAUUUCUGCCAGCCACAUUACCAGGACAACCGCCAGCAGCACUAACCAGAGCAUAGUACCUCCCUAUGCUCCCACCUCCUCCAGUAAUAAGACUUCUCAGCAGUUGCCUAUUAGGGUCUCCCUGUUCUUCCUGUCUUUUCGCAUUACGAACCUCCAGUUUAACUCUUCCCUGGAAAAUCCCAGCACCAGCUACUACCAGAAGCUGCAGAGAAUCAUUUCUGUAUUGUUUGUGCAGACUUAUAAACAAGAGGAUUUUCUGGGCCUCUCAGAUAUCGAGUUCAGGCCAGGAUCUGUGGUGGUAAAAUUAACCUUGGUCUUCCGAGAGGGGACCACUGCCCACGACGUGGAGAGACAGUUUGGUCAGCUUGCAGCAGCAGCAGUCAAAUGUAACCUGACCAUCAGUGGAGUUAGUGUGUGUGAUGCAUCAUUUCCUUCCUCUGCCCAGUCUGGGUCUGGGGUGCCUGGCUGGGGCAUUGCCCUUCUGGUACUGGUCUGUGUUCUGGUUGCCCUGGCCAUCAUUUAUCUCAUUGCCCUGGUUGUGUGUCAGUGCAGACAAAAGAACGACGGGCAGCUGGACCUCUUUCCAAUCCAAGAUGCCUACCAUCCUAUGAGCGAGUACCCCACCUACCACACCCAUGGGCGCUAUGUGCCCCCUGGCAGUACCAAACGGAGCCCCUUUGAGGAGGUUUCUGCAGGCAACGGUGGCAGCACUCUCUCUUACGCGAACCUGGCAGCCACUUCCGCCAACUUGUAGGGGCACGUUGCCUGCUGAGCAUCCAGCCAGCGCCAACUGCCUCCCUGGGUUUCUUCACUGCUGCAGCCCCCGCCUUGCCCCCAACUCUGUUCUGGGCUGGUGAGCUGGGCGUUCAGUCUCCCUCACCUAUCUUAGCCCUGGCGAAGCCCAUCCGAGCCCCUGGGGACAAGCCUGAGGCAGUGGCUCCCAGGAGGACUGGCCCGGACAGCUCAGAGAUGGGAGUGGGAACCUGAACAUGGCUGAAUAAAACUCGGGCCUCCUCUGCGCUGA